Nymphaea colorata (pocket water lily) is the source of this 927-nucleotide messenger RNA. Its product is annotated as auxin-induced protein 22A-like. The transcript is spliced from 3 exons. Gene Ontology annotation, molecular function: protein binding. Gene Ontology annotation, biological process: regulation of DNA-templated transcription. The coding region runs from base 95 to 670 and encodes 191 amino acids. Gene Ontology annotation, cellular component: nucleus. The record is from RefSeq and is a predicted model, not a curated record. NCBI's taxonomy places the organism in Eukaryota, Viridiplantae, Streptophyta, Magnoliopsida, Nymphaeales, Nymphaeaceae.
AAGGCCCCAACUCAAGUUUCAUCUGUUCCCAAGACAAUAGCACAGAAAAUUCAGAGCCAAGAAGUUGAAAGAGUUUCCGUCAGAAGAGAUUGAGAUGGAAGGCCAAGGCGCAGAGUUGGAGAUGAUCACCGAGCUGAGGCUGGGCCUGCCGGGUUCCGAUCCCACGCCACAGUCGUCCCCUAAGAGGAAGAGAGUCGGUUUCACGGCCGCCGGAGAAGGGGAGGAAGAGGAAGUCAGCGCGAGGACGGAGGAGAUCAAGGGCGGUGACGAUCAGAAGGUGGUAGGGUGGCCGCCCGUCUGCUCUUACAGGAUGGUCAGCUUCAAGGGCAGGAGCGAGGAGGAGAGGUCGGAGGUGUACGUCAAGGUGAGCAUGGACGGUGUUCCGUUCCUAAGGAAGAUGCACCUCAAGGCCUACAAGGGAUACUCCGACCUCUCCCGCGUGUUUGCCACCAUGUUUUCCAACCUUGCUCUCGGGGAAGGUUGCAGUAACUCAGAGUACAUCACCGCAUAUGAAGAUAAAGACGGAGAUUGGAUGCUGGUUGGAGACGUUCCCUUUGAGAUGUUUGUGGAGUCAUGCAAAAGGCUCAGGAUUAUGAGAAGAACCGAGGCGAUCAAUAUGAGCACAGGCUUUGAGGAGCCCAGAAAGAAGAGAAAAUUGUCCUCAAACUGAUCUCUCCCUCUCCCUAUAUUACAUAUAGAUACACACACAGUGUCGAAUAACAGGUGGAGCAAGAGCAGAACUGCUCCGAAACAUAUAUACCGUGUUCAAUUAUGUAUACAGGAGUUUGAUUUAUCAUAGGAGAAAUGCAAGACAAAGUAAUAUUGCAGAGUUGUAAUUAACUUGACUGGUUUGUAUUUUAUUUUUUCUGACCAGGCCAAGAAAACUUUUCUGUUUUCUUUCUUCUUAAUAUAUUGAUCUUGAGGAAA